AAGGAGAAAAAGAACAACGACGAUACGAAGAACACAACACAGAGCUUCGGGCAUUUUGGUCUUUGGAGUAUCAACACAGCCGUAGAGCAAUCCUAAUGACCUGAGAUAGUCAACCUACCCAAUGUCUCAGCUCUAAGACUGCUCAAUCGGUGUUUUGUUUAGUGGCAAACAUGAGCUUUGCUGCACCAUCACUUGGUUCUGCUGGUGGUAGAUCUGCUAGAAGAGCAUUUGAGUUUGGAAGAACCUAUGUUGUCAGGCCUAAAGGUAAACACCAAGCAACUAUAGUUUGGUUGCAUGGCCUCGGGGAUAACGGCUCCAGUUGGUCCCAGCUAUUGGAGACCCUUGCUCUUCCAAACAUUAAAUGGAUAUGUCCAACCGCUCCUACUCAGCCAAUAUCUAUAUUUGGUGGCUUUCCCUCUACUGCUUGGUUUGAUGUGGGGGACCUUUCAGAAGAUGCUCCUGAUGACGUAGAAGGUUUGGAUGCUGCAGCUGCACAUGUUGCAAAUUUGUUGUCUACAGAACCUGCAGACAUUAAGCUUGGCGUUGGAGGGUUUAGCAUGGGAGCAGCCACUGCCCUUUACUCUGCAUCCUGCUUUACUGCUGGGAAAUAUGGGAAUGACAAUCCUUAUCCAGCCAACUUAAGUGCAGCUGUUGGUUUAAGUGGCUGGCUUCCAUGUGCAAAGACCUUGAGUAACAAGUUACAAGGGGUAAAUGAAGCCACAAGGCGUGCUCAAUCCUUUCCCAUUUUGCUUUGUCAUGGAGAAGGUGACGAUGUGGUUCCCUAUAAAUUUGGUGAAAAAUCAUCAAAGAGCCUAAGUUCAAAUGGAUUUCAGGAUGUAACUUUUAAAUCUUAUGAUCGGCUUGGCCACUACACAAUUCCAGAAGAGAUGGAUGAGGUUUGUGCUUGGCUAACGUCAAAAUUGGGCCUCGAGGGGAACUCUGCGUAGUUAACAAGGAAAGGAAGCAAAAUGUGAAAAGAUUGCUUUCCCGCUUUUGUCUAUUGUAUGUUUAUGUUUUCCAAAAUUUGCUUAGAGAGUUCUGUCAAUGAUAUGCAUGAUAUCCAUAACCAAAAUAGUGACAGCGAACUGUUGAAUCAAAACUUGGUGGUUUGCGGUGAUGGAAUGCUGCUAAUAUAUUAUGCUCGAGAGGAUUCUUCAAUGACUUGAGUGUUACUUUGGGCUGCUGUCGAUUGAGUUUUAGUUAAUAUAUGAUAAUCUUGUUUUCGGAUAAAUAUUAUGUAGCUUGUGAUGCAUCAUAGUGCGUUGAUCGUACUUGGGUUUUGUAAGGAAUAGUGUACCAAGAUCUCAUGUUCUUAUCAAAACCUACAAGGUGGCUGAUUUAACAGGACACUUAAUAUA
Molecule: messenger RNA, 1358 nt
Organism: Gastrolobium bilobum
Lineage: Eukaryota; Viridiplantae; Streptophyta; Magnoliopsida; Fabales; Fabaceae
Exons: 11
Coding region: 171-947 (258 amino acids)
Molecular function (GO): hydrolase activity
Source: RefSeq, a predicted model, not a curated record